AUGACAUUCCGCCGCAUUUCCGGAAAAAGACGCCGGGAGAGCCAUCGGGCUGCCGGUCGGAACGCCUCCCGGAGCGCAGCGGUGAGCUCCCUCACGAACUCAGAAGUGGCAGCAGGCUGGUCCUCCACGAAACCAGAUGCGGCAGCGGGCUGGUCCUCCAUGCUGAGGUCUGUGAAGAAGAGCUGGUUCCAGAAGAAUGUGUAUGAAUGGGAUCCGUAUUUCAAAUUCCCGAACAGGAUCAUCGCCACCGUCGUGCUCUCGUUCCUUGGUAUCUACAUGAUUGUGUUGACUGAGCAAAUAAUUUCUUCAUGGUUAAUCAUGACUUUAUAUGGACCAUGGAGGAGCUCCAUCAACAUCUUUGUAAACGAGUCAUCCUGGAUCCUACACCUGGACUAUGGAACAUAUACCUGGUACAUCACAUCUGCAUGUGCCAUGCUGUCAUCUGUGAUUCACGUCAGUCACGUGUUGAUGUAUUAUAGGAAGCACAUUAAAUCACUGUGGGCUGGAGACAAAAAAUAUCUGCCAAAGAAAAGCAAUCUGAGACCUGCUGUUAGUGUGGCAGGACUGCUGAAGUAUCCCGGCUAUCAAAUCGCAUUUACCAUGUGGGGGUAUCUGAUCAUUCACAUGGCGAUGUUCACGGCUGGUAUGCUGUUCGUGUACCUGGUUAUAUCACCGAUCAGGGAAGAUGGCUUUUUGUCCUGGCUGCUCAAACUCCUCACCUUUCUGCCCAAUUUCUUCAUCCUGUUCACUUUGAUGAAGUUUCAGAUCAUUGUGAUCAGACUGUGUUUCCUGCAAGACAAGAACUGGAUAAGUUAUCCUCAGGAUAAAGAGAAACCACUCGCACUCAAGAACAGGCCACAGUACGUGGGUGGGGAUGAUCAUAACGGAUCAUCAUCACUGUAAUCCGGUGCUGGUGUGUUUCUGCCACCUGCUGAUCGAACACACGCUGCAGAGAGUCUGCAUGGACGAGGGGGUGAAAUUAGAGUCUCCAGCAAAGCAACAUGCUCACCUUCGCUGGUUUCUCGUGUACACCCUGCUGAGGAACCCUAAACUCAUCCUGCUGAGGAAGAGACGCUGUCUCCUGAACAGGGAGGAGUUCGAACUUGCCUUCAUUUGGGCCAUGACCACAUGUGGGGGGAAGAAACACACACCUGGAUCCCUAAAAUCCACCCAGUUUCUGAUUUCUGCCUUACACAGUUCUUCAAUCGCCUCUGAGAUUUGGUGGGAGGGACUCAGAAGAACGUGUCCUACUUAAACCCUGUUGGUGGACUGCACUUAGGAGAAGCAAGUCUGUGAUUCUUCUCUGAAAAGUGCUUUGAUGCGCAGAUCACAGGGUGUGUCCCAAUUCAGCUUCUGGGUUUGUUAAGACGAAAGUUAAAAGUCGUCGACCUCAAACAAAAUAAAACGUAAAUAAAACUCCAUAGCAACCAAGAAACCUUAAACAAAUUGGUGUCAUUUUAAAAUAUGGAGAAGGGGUAGCUCAGUGGUGUUAGGAUGUUGGACUUUUGAUCAGAAGGUCAUGAGUUCAAAUCCCACCACUGCAAGCUGCCACUGCUGGGCCCUUGAGCAAUGCCCUUAACCCUCAGCUGCUCAGUUGUUUGAAUGAGAUAGCUGUAAGUUGUUCUGGAGAAGGGCGUCUGCUAAUUGCUGUAAAUACGGAACAUUGACUCCACAGUGAGUUUUAUGGGGCUCAUGGACGGAUUUGGAAAUGUCCGACUCCGUGAUCAGAGGCCUGAGCAGCUGUUCUGGACACACCCUGUGCUUUAAACACGUAACAGAUGCAGUACUCAAUCAAAUCUAUGUAACUCCAGCAUGCAGAAUUGAUGCUAAUUAUGGUAAAUAACUAAUCAUAUGAUUGCAGCAUUAAAUCCAAAUGAGUAUUUAAUCCAGAUGUUCCCAUGUUGUUGUUGUGUUUACUAUUUAUAAAUGAUG
Molecule: messenger RNA, 1932 nt
Organism: Silurus meridionalis
Lineage: Eukaryota; Metazoa; Chordata; Actinopteri; Siluriformes; Siluridae
Product: stimulated by retinoic acid gene 6 protein-like
Exons: 11
Coding region: 1-903 (300 amino acids)
Biological process (GO): vitamin A import into cell
Cellular component (GO): plasma membrane
Molecular function (GO): signaling receptor activity; retinol transmembrane transporter activity
Source: RefSeq, a predicted model, not a curated record